AUGCGAAUCGCUCUUCUAAUUUUUGGGGCCUGUCUGCUGGCCCUAAUCGGAGGUGUCUAUUCCGAAUGCUGCACCACCAAGGUGAACCUUGAGUAUAAAAUCUCGAGUGGCGGGUGUGGUGCCGUUGGAGGAAGGCGAUCCGGUAACGCCUGCAAGGUAACCAUCUGUGGCAAUGGUGCCGCCCUGGUGGGUACAUAUUGCGGAAAGGGUCCUUGCAACUGGUUCGGAUGUGCCUGUCGAAACGGUUGUCUGCAGGGCAACUGGGUUUCGGAUUUUUUGGCCCGAAACAAGCGAUACAAUAUCGAUGUCUUGGACGCACAAUGGACCGGCUGA
Messenger RNA from Drosophila kikkawai, 333 nucleotides. RefSeq names its product protein Diedel-like. The record is from RefSeq and is a predicted model, not a curated record. Lineage: Eukaryota; Metazoa; Arthropoda; Insecta; Diptera; Drosophilidae.